This is a messenger RNA of Xyrichtys novacula (pearly razorfish), 10445 nucleotides long. Lineage: Eukaryota; Metazoa; Chordata; Actinopteri; Labriformes; Labridae. The record is from the annotation of a GenBank genome assembly.
GGCACACACGCCCAGCUUCAGCACCAGCUCCUCAUCCUCCUCCUUUUCUCCGUGGGGCUCCUUCCCGUUUGUGCGCACCAUCCUCCAUGAGAGGGACCAGGCCUACGCUAUCCGGACCGCUGGACCCGGUUCUCCUGGCUCCUCCUCGUGGUCCGGUAUGUCUUUGAGGCCGCUCCCCCUGUCACCAUGCCCGCCGCUGAACGCUACCUGCCCCCGCCGCCGCUGUUCCUGCUGCUGCACCUCCUCCUGCUGCUCCUGAUCUGCUGCCUGGAUGGGCCGGUGGGAGCGGAGGAGGGCGGCGGCCUGCCCCCCUCCUCCUCCUCUUCGCCCGGAGACAAUAGCCUCAAUGUGGACCCGUCCAGCACCGACCCGACCGGUCCGGGAGGGGUUCUGAGCCCAUCAGGUGUCACGGCAGGUAAACAAACAGAGGGUUCGGGUCUUUCCUUGUCUCCUUAUCUCCUUAUUUCCUUGUCUACUUACCCCUUUAUGAAAAUAUAACAUUUGAAGGAUAUUCUGCGGACUGCACCUUUAACCAGAGGUGAGUCCUGACCUGUUUGUAUGGAAGUCAAACUAUGCCAUCUGAUUUUGAAUUUUUUUAAAGCUGAUUUAUUUAUUUUUUUGCUUCAAAACCAGACUUUGAAUUUCUAAACCAUCAAAUUUUAAGCACACAUUUUUAUUAUAUUUGUUUAUUUAUUUAAUUAUUUUAUUUUUAUUAUAUUAAAUAUUUUUUAUAAAAUUUUUAAUUACAUUUAUUUAUUAUUAUAUUUUAAUACUUUCAUUUUAUUUGUCAAAAGAUUUGUUUAGUAAAAAUUUAACUUAAAAGUGUAAAAAAAAAUUCAACACAUAAAAAAUUUCAGUGUCAAAUAAUUUUGUGUAAAACAGACCGACUCAACAUCCAGGUUAUCAGGGAGAAGCAAUCGAUUUGUGGAAGUCAAACUGUGCCAUCUGAUUUUAAAUUUCUAAAGCUAAAUGUUUUUUGCAUCAAAAUCAGACUUUGAAUUUCAAAACUAUAAGAUUUCAGGCAUGCAUUUUUAUUUCUGAGACUUUUUUUUCAGAACGAUGAAGUAAAUUCAGUGUAAAAAAUUCAGUCUCUCAAAAGAUUUGUUUAGUAAAAAUCCACCUUAAAAAAAACUGUAAAUAAAAAAAUUCAAUGUAAAAAAAUUCAACAUAAAUUUUUUAUUUAUUUAUUAUUUUUAUUUAAAGGAAUCGAUUGCUUCGCCCUGAUUUUGUCAGCCCACUGAUGAAGUUGAAUUUUUACUAUACAGAUCUUUUGAGAGACUGAUUUUUUUUUUUUUUUACACUGAAUUUUAAAUUUAGAAUCAGAUGGCACAGCUUGACUUCCAUACCUGUUGGCCAGUUAGUUUAGUUGAAUUGCUGCGUCAGUUUUUUUAUUUGAAUCUAUAAUCCGGUAAAUCCAGUCUGAUGAUACGAUUUUCUCCUGAUUGGAUUCUUCUACGAUUUUUUUGGACGCCGAUUCGAUUUAAUUUACGAUUCUACGAUAUUUUUCGGUAUUUUAGCUUUUUUACCAGCAGUGAAUCAGUUGGAUGAUUUUAUUGAUGGUCUAUUGAACAUUGAGAAGGACCUGCAGACUCUGGAGCAGGAUCAGGAGGUGUGAGGUGACGGUUUUUUGGAGGAUUACAGGUGUUAUCUCCUGACCUGAGCAGGUAUUCAUGUAGAGCGCACUAAUCCUGCUGAUGAAGCAGCUGAAGGCCUCUGGACGCCGACUUUACUCUGUAAUCACCAAAACAAACGGCGACGACGGGUCGGUCUUUCUGACCCACAGAUAAGAGGAGGGAGAGAGAGAGAGAGAGAGGAGGAUUAGAGCGAAGGCGGCGAGGGAGAAACUGGUGUGAUGUAUUUUUUAUUCUGCCGCCUCAUCACUUUUUCAUGGUGACAGAAAGGUUAGCGAGGACUCGAGGAGGAUCCACCGAGCAAACGCACUAAAAACAAGAUAAAAAAGCUAAAUCUAAGGGAACAGGGACUAAAAACAAAAUAAAAACAAGAUAAAAACAAGAUAAAAAAGCUAAAUCUGAGGGAAAAGGGACUAAAAACAAGAUAAAAACAAGAUAAAAACAAGAUAAAAAAGCUAAAUCUGAGGGAAAAGGUUCUAAAAACAAGAUAAAAACAAGAUAAAAAAGCUAAAUCUAAGGGAACAGGGACUAAAAACAAAAUAAAAACAAGAUAAAAACAAGAUAAAAAAGCUAAAUCUGAGGGAAAAGGGAGUAAAAACAAGAUAAUAACAAGAUUAAAACACUUAAUCUGAGAGAAAAGGAAGGAUCCAUCGAGUAAACACACACACACGACAAAAAAAAAAACUUAGAUUUGGAAGUGUUGAAUAAUUUAUCUUGUUUUUAGUCCCUUUUCCUUCAGCUUGAGUGUUUUUAUCUUGUUUUUAUCUUGAUUUUAGAACAUUUUCCUUCAGAUUCAGUGUUUUUAUCUUGUUUUUAGACCCCCUCCUCUCAGAUAAAGCGUUGUUAUCUUGUUGUUAUCUUGUUGUUAUCUUGUUGUUAUCUUGUUUUUAGACCCCUCUUUUUUGCAGGGUAGACCCAGGUCCAGGAUGUCUCAGGAGGAUCCACCUGUUUGUAGGUUUUCUGUGAUUCUUCUUCAGAGUCUCACCGAGUCUUUUCUUCCUCUCCAGAGUCUCCGUUUGUCCUGAAGGUUCUGGUUCGGGACAUGGUGACCCGUCAGCGUCUGCAGGGCGCCUCGGUGGACGUCUACGUGAACCACACCUUAAAGAGCUCGGCCCAAACGGGAGAGAGGGGCGAGGUUCUGCUCUGGGUGGACUUCAGUCCAGCUCUCAGUCUGACUCUGCUGGGAAACAUGGAGGGAUACGUACCCACCCCGCUGCCCUGGACCACCAACAAGAGACCCCGUGAGUACCGCUGCCGCCGCCGCCUCCGCCGCCCCAAAGGACCACUACAGUCAGAUCUGUAUUUGGAAGAUUAAAGUCAGACAAACAUGCUGGUUUAAGAUCAGAUGAUUAAAAAGUCACUUUUCCAGCCCUAAAAUCAGUGAAAUCGACUAAAUCUAAUCAAUGACAUAUUUAUUUUUCUUCCUUUGAUCAAAUGAAGCUGAAGAUUAGUUCAACCAAAAAUAGAAAUGUAGAGAAAAAAUACCCAGUACCUUUUUUUCUCUUGGUAAGUGUGAUGCGGCGCUCUGACUCUGACAUGGCGGUCUCCUGAAACGCUCUGAUCCAUCUUUUAUUGAUCGUCUCCGCAGCUGCUCCUACACACACACACACACACACACACACACAGCUAACCGUCUUUGUCCUCCAUACACUCAGACGGGUGGGGGGGGUGAGUCCAGUCUGUGUUUGCAGCGAGGGGGCGGGGCUAUAAGGCACACAUGGAGAGCAGGUGCUCUGAGGGAUCAGAGAGGCGCCUCCUUUUGUGCUGCUGAGGCAGACAGCUGAACCUCAGAGGGAGGAGUGAGGUCGUACUGCCCCCUUCUGGAGGAAACAGAGAACUACAGACACAGGGCUCAACAGUACAACUGUUUCACUCACAUUUGGGACUAAAAAUAGAUGUGUGUCUCCUCCUCCUCCUCCUCCUCCUCCUCCUGCAGUUUUCUCGGCCGUCACCCUGCUGCUCCUCCCUCACACUCAGGGGAACAUCUGGCUGUUUGAAGACUCGGUCAUCAUCACAGGAAAGUUACCUGGUGAGUUCACGCACACUCUUCAGUUCACCUGUUUUAGCGGUGAGGUUACUACAGGUCAUCCUUCAGCUCCGGUUCUACGGUGGAGGACAGGGGACAAAAAUGUUCAAGAGUCAUAAAGUUCCUGUUUCUUCAUUAGUGCAGAUUAAAGACAGAGCUGAAGGACACCGUAGACCACCUUAGUCUGGACUCUGUGAACAAUAAUCAGAAUGAGACAAGUGCUUUUAAAGGAUGAAACAUCCUAACCUGAAAAAACUCAAACUAAAGGUUUCUCAGCUUUUUUUUUAUAGUAUCAGAUGUCCUUAGUGCAGACAAGGCAAUCGUAAAAACAACAAAUAAAACAUUUUUAAAAUGAAAAUAAAAAAAUAAACUCUUUUUGCACCUGACUAAAUCCUGGAUCUUGUUUUCACAGACAGCUCCUCUCAACCCAAAGUGAAGUUCCCUAAAAACCUCCUCAACAUGUCUGAGAAGACCAACAUCUCCUCACUGACGGCGUACCUGACCGUACCGCAGCACCACCUGGCGACAGACUGUGCCAACUGCACCCCGGGCAUCAUCAGCAGCAAAUCAGGCCAGUCUUCUUCUUCAGUCUCCUUCUUCAGUCUCCUUCUUCUUUAGUCUUCUUCUUCAGUCUCCUUCUUCAGUCUCCUUCUUCAGUCUCCUUCUUCAGUCUCCUUCUUCAGUCUCCUUCUUCUUCAGUCUUCUUCUUCAGUCUCCUUCUUCUUUAGUCUUCUUCUUCAGUCUCCUUCUUCAGUCUCCUUCUCCUUCAGUCUCCUUCUUCUUCAGUCUCCUUCUUCAGUCUCCUUCUCCUUCAGUCUCCUUCUUCUUCAGUCUCCUUCUUCAGUCUUCUUCUUCAGUCUUCUUCAGUCUCCUUCUCCUUCAGUCUCCUUCUCCUUCAGUCUCCUUCUUCUUCAGUCUCCUUCUUCAGUCUCCUUCUUCAGUCUUGUUCUUCAGUCUUCUUCAGUCUUGUUCUUCAGUCUUCUCCUUCAGUCUUCUUCUUCAGUCUCCUUCUUCUUCAGUCUUCUUCAGUCUUCUUCAGUCUCCUUCUUCUUCAGUCUUCUUCAGUCUUCUUCUUCAGUCUCCUUCUUCAGUCUCCUUCUUCAGUCUUCUUCUUCAGUCUUCUUCAGUCUCCUUCUUCAGUCUUCUUCUUCAGUCUCCUUCUUCAGUCUUCUUCUUUAGUCUCCUUCUUUAGUCUCCUUCUUCAGUCUCCUUCUUCUUCAGUCUUCUUCAGUCUCCUUCUUCAGUCUUCUUCUUCAGUCUCCUUCUUCAGUCUCCUUCUUCAGUCUUCUUCUUCAGUCUUCUUCAGUCUCCUUCUUCAGUCUCCUUCUUCUUCAGUCUCCUUCUUCAGUCUCCUUCUUCUUCAGUCUUCUUCUUCAGUCUCCUUCUCCUUCAGUCUCCUUCUUCUUCAGUCUCCUUCUUCAGUCUCCUUCUCCUUCAGUCUCCUUCUCCUUCAGUCUCCUUCUUCUUCAGUCUCCUUCUUCAGUCUCCUUCUUCUUCAGUCUCCUUCUUCAGUCUCCUUCUUCAGUCUUCUUCAGUCUUGUUCUUCAGUCUUCUCCUUCAGUCUCCUUCUUCUUCAGUCUCCUUCUUCAGUCUUCUUCUUCAGUCUUCUUCUUCUUCUUCAGUCUUCUUCUUCAGUCUCCUUCUUCAGUCUUCUUCUUCAGUCUUCUUCUUCAGUCUCCUUCAGUCUUCUUCAGUCUCCUUCAGUCUCCUUCAGUCUCCUUCUUCUUCAGUCUCCUUCUUCUUCUCCACCUUUAUGACGGUUGAUAACCCUCCCUCAGGUGUUAGAAAACUAACGUCUCACUUCCUCCUUUCUGCAGCGCUCACAAGCAUCGAGCUGAAGGCCGUGGCGGCCGUCAACGUCCUGCUGUACUCUGAGGGGGAGGAGCUGCAGGUUCGAGGGCCCAUCCAGAUCAGCCUGCCCCUCAGACGCAGAGCUCACCUCAGGGCGGCGGACACCGUACCGGCGUGGGCCUUCAACCAGAAGACAGGUGAGGGGAUCAGUUCACCGUCAGAGCCUGGACUUUAAAACCAGCUCAGCUGAUCUUCUUUCCUCUCCGUUCCAGGAGCCUGGGAGAAUCAGGGUCUGGGGAUCCUGAAAACAGUCGGAGAUGAGCUGGUUUGGACCUACACCGCCUCUCAUCUGGGUCACUGGAUCGCCGCCCCACUGCCCUCCCUGAAUGGUACCAGAAUCCUGCUCCUGUGUCGACUCAUAACUCUCUGAUCCCCUCUGUGGUGAUAAUCUGUGCGUCUUUACCUGUGACCUGCAGAUUACCUGGGACAGGUGAGCCCUCUGGAUUUCAUCUCUUACCACACGUACCUGUUGGUGGGGAUCCUGGGAGGGACUCUGGCCACGGUGGUCGGGUUUCUGUCUCUGCUGCUGUGUCACUGCAGGUGAGGGUUUCACUCUCCAAUGAUUAUUGAACUUAUUUAUUCGGUUUAUGAUCGAUUUUUUGUUAAUAUGAUUUAAUUUUACUGUAGACUGACUGAUAUUAUUGAGUAGAGUAGUUAGCGCCUAAACCCACUCAUGUUUGUUUCGCACGAUUAAAUUUAGCUUUUUUAUUUGAUCUUUAAUUUUGACUUUGAUUAUUGUUGUUUUGAAAAUUCUCACUGGUUUGUUUGUUUUCAGUUUAGUUUGGGUGUUACACGCAGGUGUUCGAAAAUACGACGGAGUAUCAGGGCCACAUUAAGAAAAAACAUGAAGACGUUGUAAUUACGUACGAGAAUAAAGUCGUAGUAAAAUCGUUAGAAGUAAAGAAGUAAUUACAAAGUCUUGAUGUGUCCCUUUUACUCCGUCGUACCUUCACUGACUAACUACUAAAACCACCAGCAGGAAACCAAAUCUCGCUCUCCUCUGGUCUCCGAACCUUCGUCCAUCUUGAUCCGAUUCUGUUUCUUCCACGUCUAGAAGUUCUCACCGUGAUCCCAGGAGGAGGAGGAGGAGGAGGCAGGCCCGGUUCUCCAAACUCACGGUGGUGAAAAAAGACCAAACCACCUCCACCCACAUGGAGGAGGGUUUGCUGUUCCGCUCCGGUGAGAACAGCCUCGCCUCCUGCAGCGUCCAGUGCGAACCCUCGUCCACGCCGAGGCACAAAGCCAACUUCAACAUCUACGUGGAGGAUCCUGGGAGUCGUCCGGCGGCUCCUUUUUACGAAAACAUCGCUCUGGAUCGGAUCAAAGGGUCCCAGCAGUCCUCGCACUACAUCAACAACGAGGAGGUGGCGCGAAUACGAGAGAAAUCGGAGCAGAACCGCAACAUCAACGCCGACAACUUCUUCCCGGAUAAGCUGGUCCAUCUCUACAACCAGCCGGUGGCCAUCAUCCAGGCGCCGGAGCUCCUCAAUAACCAGGAGCAGCAGCUGUCCGGCUGCAAGUCCGCCACCUUCCCCCGAAAUGGCGCCGAGUACGACGCAGAGCCGGCCAGCAAAGACAGCUACACCCAGACGCUGCCCAAAGUCCCCCACCAUCACGCCCAAGGAGGAACCAGCGCCCAGCAGAGCAGCCAAGAUGAACCCCAACCUUUGGAGACGCCGCCUCAGGGCCAAGGUCCAAACGCCACCGGGUGGGGACGCUACAAUAACCUCCUGGAAUCCUCCGUCUCCGUGCCCGGGACUCUCAACGAGGCGGCCGGUAUGGAGGGCUUUAACAGCGGACAUGGCGUCCCGAGCGAGCUGCAGGGGAUCUCAGAGCGAACGCUGCUGGAGCUGACCCGUGGGAAGCCGCUGUCGUCUCAUCCCAGAGCGUGGUUCGUCUCCUUGGACGGGAAACCGGCCGCGCAAGUUCGCCACUCCAUCAUCGAGCUCCAGAGUCGCCACCGCCCGCCGAGCAGCAACGACACCAGCCUGGACUCUGGCGUGGACAUGAACGAGCCUCAGCAGAGUCUCCGUGAGACGGAGCGAGACAGACCUUCAAUAAGAGCCUCGUCCUCGCCGCACCACGGCCGCGGGCGCUACGUGGAGGAGCAGGACCUGAGCAGCAGCGAGAGCGGCACGACGGCCACGUGCACGCCAGAGGACCCCUCCCUCAGGAACAUUUUAGACGGGAGCAGCGGCGCCAUCCCCAACAUCCCCGAAGAGCGGGACGGGAUGGACACGUCCAGCACUCAGGAGGACAGCGAGUCGAGAGGAACGCCACCGCCACGGCGCCUCAGGAAGGUCAGGGAGAAGGGGAAGAUGGAGAAGAGGAGCGCCAAGCAUGUCCGUGAGGGGCGACCUCUGACCAAGAGGAGCUAGAGCUCGGCUCUGACACGAAAGUUCACUCUUCAGCACUUAUUUAACGUCCAGCCCAAAGUGACCACGUCCGUACAGACGCCAUCUUCCUGUGGCGCCACAAACGAAUCCUAUCACAGCGCUGUGUUUGAUGAAAGUUAACUCUAUCUUAGAUUCUCUGCUUAAUCAGGACAUGAAGAUCUACAUUUCUACAUCUACAGCAGCAGAGUCACCUGGGAUUUCCACCGCAUCCGGAACGGCACCGAUCCAGAAACGGCGGCGAUUUGUGAGGCGAAUUUCAUGGCGGAUUACAGACAGCGGUAAUCGCGAGAACUCACAAGAACCCGCAGAUUCACGUUCAAUCCUGCGAUAACGAGUUGUCUCUCUAAAGACAGACACAUAGACAUAUAAGCAGUAGAUUGUGUCCUUCCAGAGGAGGAAAUCUACUUCUAGACUUCUAGAAUCAGCAUCUCCUCAUCCAUGGUGUCAUCGGGGUGAAAUGACGUCUAAAAACCUUUCACUUGUUCGUCUCCGCCCGUUUGCAUGGUGUGAAAUACGAUCCUCCUGAAACACGGAGUGUUUUAUUUUGAAAAGAAGCCGGAUGUUUUAUUUUGAAGUCUGUGCCCGACUUCCUUUCCAGCACGGGUUAAUCUGUGCUGAAUUUAUCCGCCAUGCUCCGGCGUCCGACGGAAAGAAGUCGGUGUAAAUUGACACGUUAACUUGAAUGUUUACGAUCAGCUACGAUCGGAGGAUACAAACUUUUAGUAGACGUUCCGGAUGUGGUGGAAACUCGGGGUAGAAAACUCUGUGCGCCGUGUUUGUUCGUUACCUGAAAUCAGAAGAUCACCAGCGAGAUCCUUCACAGCAAAACGUCCGCGUGAAUACGAUAUCCCACAAUCCACGAGGACGUUACAGAGGGUGCCUUCUCUCCUCCUCGCGGACACGGUUCAGUGUGGUUUUUAGGAAGGGCGCGGCGUCUGUGGAAACUUUAGAAAGUCUGGUGAGCUGUGAGGAUGGACACAGAUACAGGUCUACGUUAGUGCACUUAACCUCACCAAAAUGCCUGCUGGUCUGGACUGAACCGCCUCCUUCCACUGAAAAUGGACGAAAUGCUCCUUUAAACAGAUAACUGAGAGGUGAGCUGCCCGUCAUCUCACAGCGUGGACGUUGUAGAGCUGAGGUCAGAUCUUCAGAACGCUUCAAGGACUCCAGGACUGAACGGUUUUCAUGUUUGCGUUCCUUCAGGAUCUCAAUCAUCAGGACUUUGACUGAAGGUUUUACUGCUGUUGUCUUCGUUUUGGUCACACACAGACUUCGCUAUGGAAGUCAAUCUGUGCCAUCUGGUUUUGAAUUUAAAUUUUUUUAAGCUGAAUUUUUUUUGCAUCAAAAUCAGACUUUGAAUUUUGAAACUAUUGUAUUUCAAGCACGCAUUUUUAUUUCUGACACGUAUUUUUUUUCACAAUGAUGAAAAAAAUUCAGUUAAAAAAAAUUGGUCUUUCAAAAUAUUUGUUUAGUAAAAAUUCAACUUAAAAAAACUGUGUAAAUUAAAAAAAAUCAAUUAAAAAAAAUUCUACAUAAAAAAAUGAAAUGAAUAAAAAAUGUUUUUUUUAUUUAUGUAGAAUUUUUUAAAUGUUAAAUUUCUUGACAUAUUUUUUUACAGUUAUAGUUGAAUUUUUACUAAACAUAUCUUUUGAGAGACAGAUUUUUUUUUUUACACUGAAUUUAUUUCAUCAUUGUGAAAAAAAUAAGUGUCAGAAAUAAAAACACAAUAGUUUCCAAAUUCAAAGGCUGAUUUUGAUGCAAAAAAAAAAUCAGCUUUAGAAAUUCUAAUUCAAAACCAGUUGGCACAGAUUGACCUCCGUAUGUUUCCACUCUCUCAGAAAGAGUCCCAGUCUGAUCAGAUGUCGACCCACAGCCUCUCACGUUCGUGUCUGUCCUCGACAGCGUUUGUCUGGAGUCAAAUGAAGCACUCUACACUUUAAAAUGUGCCCCCUCGGCUCAGCAGGAGCACAGCGCCCCCUCCUGGAUGUGUAAAUACCACAACACUGGAAAGUCUCACUGGUUAAAAAGCUUCACAAACCGCUGAGAUUGUUCUGUUAGCAAUAUUUACCACCGACGGUCCGAUGAAGAAGGAGCUUUGCUGCACUACUUUAAUCCCCAGUUUAGUCUUCCGUCUCCUCUGUGUUUUUUCCUGAGUUUGUAUGGUGGCUCUUCUCUGUAAAUAAGAAAAUCAACCUUUUCAAUGUGGUUUCAAAGAUUUUGUGCUGUUUUUUCCUCCAUCUUUACCGUCGGGCGGGUGCAUGGAUGACUGCGUUUCUGUGUCAUGUUGAGGGUUGAGGUGGUUUUUCAUGUAGCAGCAGUUUUCCUCGGUUUUCCUUCAGAUCAGACUCACUGAGGCUCCCACUUUAAAGUCUUUUAGCUGAAUGUAUUUGUCUUGAUUUGAAGGUGUUUUCUAGUGUCUGUUAUCUGCGCUCUGGCUUUCUUUCACUCUGUAGUAAUGGUAGUGUCUUCUCGUGACGCCUUUUUGUGCUCUAACUUAAUAAACUGACUUGAUGCUAACAUGCUGAGAGUCUGCCUCCUUUA